CAUUGAUAAUGGAUGGCCUUGAUAAUUCAAAAUAAAUAACCUCCAAAUGUCUAGACUAGAAACUUAGGUUGGAAAGUUGCACUAUUUACUGUUAAAGUUCAUAAUAUUUUGGCAAGCAUAUUAAUCUAAAUGUGAUGCAUUUGAAAUAGAUGAAUGCUGUAAUCCACAGUUUUAGUUGCACAAAAUGUGGCACAACAAGCUGCUGUUACUUACAAAUGGUUUGGGGUUUCAUACAUCGUGUCAGUGUGCCUCAAAGGCCGGCAAAGUUUUGAAGAAACUCAUGGUGGGAACUAAGAAAAGCAAAAAAUACUUUGUGGACAAUGGCAAUCCGAUGCUUCCGUCUGCAAAUAGUCUUUUCGGAAAAAACUCUGUUGCUUCUCUGGAAACGCAGAUCACUGGCAAUCCCAGAAGGAAUAACAUGUUAAAUAAGCUGUUUAUGCGGUAUAUUACCGAUAUUAUGGCCACUGGGGAAUAUUCCUCAGAAAUAUUAGGGUUUGGAAUUGAAAUAAACAAGGUGAAAGUUAGUCCUGACUACAAGAUCCUCAAUGUGUACUGGAUAGCUAAAGAGUCGGAAUCUCCGGAGAAAAUCGACCAAUUACUAAAAAAGAAUGCAGGAUUCCUGAGACACGAGCUUUCAUCGCUCAAUCUAAUGGGCAAUGUGCCCAAUAUUAUUUUCGUAAGAGACAGAAAUUACAAUAAAUUUGGCGAUGUUCAGCAGUUAUUGGCUAAGGCAGACUUCGGAGAAGAUUAUGUGCCUGAGGAAGCGGAAGCCUACAAACCUGAGGUUCAAAUGAUGGUGACCUCACUGGAACCUGAAGUGAAGAUUAAACUGAAAGCCUUAGAAGCAAGUACCGAACCGGAAGACGAUCAGACCUUUACAGUGCCACCCAUGCCGCAGAAUGUGCUAGGCUUGGACCAUGCAGCCAUUUUCAAAAGAGUUACAAAAGGCCUUUCGAUGUCAAGAGCUGAACAUAGAACUGUGGAUACCACUGACUGGAUGAAAUGGAGCCAGUUCAAAGAAAUCCAACCAAUCAAUCAAGACCCUGUGAGCUUUGCUAACCAUCAAGAGCAAAGAAAGGCUUUUAAGAUGUUUUUGCAGCAGAGGCAGUUGUUGAGAAAAAAAAUUUACAAAAUGGACAAACACUGGACAGCCGAUAAGGAAUACUUAGAGGAGGAAUUCAGACAAAAAUACGAGGCGCAAUGCUCGAUUGACUACCCAAAUGAGACUGUUGGUGACUAUGAUUUUGAAGAUGUGGUGGAUGAGGAUAGCGACUUCAAAUAACGUGCAGGAAAUUGUUCUACAUUUGCUAAUCGGAAAAAUAAAACACCAACAGUUGUAAAAAAUGAGAUUCUUUAAGA
Dendroctonus ponderosae (mountain pine beetle) is the source of this 1359-nucleotide messenger RNA. Its product is annotated as putative ribosome-binding factor A, mitochondrial. Bases 185 to 1282 code for a protein of 365 amino acids. The transcript is spliced from 7 exons. NCBI's taxonomy places the organism in Eukaryota, Metazoa, Arthropoda, Insecta, Coleoptera, Curculionidae. The record is from RefSeq and is a predicted model, not a curated record. Gene Ontology annotation, biological process: rRNA processing.